Molecule: messenger RNA, 1317 nt
Organism: Cladocopium goreaui
Lineage: Eukaryota; Dinophyceae; Suessiales; Symbiodiniaceae
Source: the annotation of a GenBank genome assembly
GCGAAUUCUAUAAGUGUUUCGUGCCAUGGGAGAUGGACUCCACCUACUGCUGGCAGUGUCAGCAGAUCGGUGUUCCACCGCACACUUUGCUGCUGAGACACUUCUCAGACUUCGAGCGCAAGGCUGGUGGCCGCAACGGCCGCGAUGGCCGCGACAGCCACGAGGGCCGCGAGCCCAUCCUGGUUCUGGGUGGGAGGACGGAUCGGACGGCAGACGUCGACCCACCGAUCCGCGACGCUGAUCUGGUGGCGGCUUCACUGGUGAUUCGUUCCUUGUCCAGAACCUCAACGCUGCCAUCAGUGCGAUUAGAUCUCUGUGGGGAGCUCAUCACAUGUGAAGGUGCCAGGACCAUUGCAGCAGUGCUCCAGGUGAGUGAUCGCACUCUACGAUCUCUGCUGCUUCGGCGAACGCAUGUGGGAGACAAUGGUGCUGCAGCCCUGGGAGCAGUUCUCAGCAGCAUGUUAUUGGAACUGGACCUUGGAGAAUGUGCCAUCACAGAUGCUGGUUUGCGAUAUUUGGUUCGAGGGUCACAGCUUCAUGGAGCUCCUUCCUGUUUGUCCGUCCUCUUGUUGGAUGGAAAUGCUACAGGCGAUGCUGGAACCAUUGAAGUGAUUUCCUUUGUGGAGGGAAACGGCUCACUCUCUUGCCUCUCUGUGCAACCAGCUCUGCCACGCUUCCUCUCACAAGAAGUAGAAGCUGCUCUGCAGGUGGCUUGCGAGCUAAGUGGUGUCAUGUUGGAACGCAAGGGUCGCAGCUGGUCCCUGGAGACUCUGGCCUCCAAAUGUCAACCCCAUCCAGUCGAUGCAGAGGUGACAGCUGUGACAGCUCUGCCCCGCUCCCUGGCUUCGCCCGCAGCGGCUCCGCCGGAGCGUGCGGACCGCGGACGAAAGCAGAUGCCGGUGCCAGAUGUGCGUCAUAGUGGCCACUUGGCAUCUUGGAUGGCGGGAACCGAGCGGGAACUGCGAGAACUGAAAUGGCUACUGAGCUCCAGCUCUGCACGACUAGAUGGACAACACAGGAAGUUGAUGUCCGAGCUCGAAAAGCUCCGGUUCCAACUGGAUGCUUGGAGCAGUGGUGGAUCAGAGCCUGACGAGGGUCGCCUAGAUGUCUUGGAGGCGCGUUUCGAUGCUUUGGAGCAGCUAGUCGGACGGGAACAGUCAGAAUGUGCCCAGAUGUGGCAAUUGGUGGAGGUGGCUGCUGGGAGCGCCAGGGCCAGAAGUGCCAGCCCUCGUUAAGCGGGAUUCCAAGUGUCAUGGGGUGCUCAGGUGCGUUCUGGUAUCUCUGGUCAGGUUCCAGCAUGACCAUAUUCCCGUAAAG